CCAGGUCCUGUCUGCUUCCGCUGGUUGAAAGGACUUGUUUCGCAGAUUCGACAGAAAUUUCCAUCUGCGUAAUGUGAAAUUAGGCUCUAAAUCCAAAUUCAGAGAUUAUAUUCAGUCGUAUAAUGGCUCAAAUCCAUCGAUAAAUGUGUGUUAUUUUGCCGUGUAGGCGCUGGAGAGAUGGACGGACAAAAAGCAGCUGGUUCAGUGUUUAUGUGUCGGCUGUGCAACCUCUUCUCUCCCAGUCGCUCUCUGCUGUUGGAUCAUUGCUCCCAGCUGCAUGCCCAGCAGGAACCUCCUGAUGACAUCAUCAUCGCACUGCAACCCCUUGUAGCAGAGCCUGUGGAGACUCUGACAGAGACCCCAGUGAAGCGAAAGCGAGGGCGACCAAAAGGCUCCACGAAGAAGGUACGCACGACUGACUCCACCCAUUCUCCAGAGGACAAUCCCCAAAGACAAGAAGAGGGGAAAAAGAAGGAGGCAGACCAACAAUGUAACUCAGGAGAAGGUGAAAGCCACGAUGGGAUUUUGGGACUUGAAUGUAAAGACUGCCAUCGCUCGUUCAGCAACAGACGACAGAUCCGCAAACACAUCUGUCUGAGAGAAGAGGAGGAGGAGGAGGAGGAGGAUGAAGAGCAGAAUGGGAGAAACUGUGUCGGAGCAGGAGUUGGUUCUGGGAGUUUGGAUCCUGGGAAAGCUAAUAUAAACCAGACGCACCAAAAACCAGUGAGGUCAGGACUUGCAAGAGAAAAAGAUGGGAGCAGCGUUAGACCCCCAAGAAACAACCGAAGCCGCACUUCCAAAGAAGGAGGCCCAGCAACAGGAAACAAAAAGUCAGUCAUCAGUGUUGUUCUGACAGAAGAUGCAACACUUCCAGGUGUUUCUAAAAUGGUUCCAGUAGAGGACAAUUUAGCAGAAACAGAGUCUACAGCCACCAAGACUCAGCCACAGCAGUCUGCAGUCAAGAGUCAGUCACAAGACCUUGCAAAUGGAGCCACCAUCUGCGAAAGUAACCCUAAAACGGACCAGGAGCCAAGUUCUAACCCAACCUCCACAACAACAACAGCAGCAGCAGCCAGCAAAGGCUUCCAGGAAUAUUCUAUCAAGCAAGAUGCCACCAAUUUACUUCAGAGCCAGCUGAAGAUCUUUGCCUGCGAGUUCUGUAACAAGAUCUUCAAGUUCAGACACUCACUAAUCGCCCACCUGAGGACACACACCCAGGAGAAACCGUUUCAGUGUCCACACUGUGACUACGCAUCAGCCAUCAAAGCCAACCUGAAUGUUCACCUGAGGAAGCACACAGGAGAGAAGUUCAACUGUCAGCACUGUCCUUUCAACUGCCUCAGCCCAGGACACCUCAAGGUCCAUAUAGAGAGGGUCCAUUUGAAGGUGAAGCAGCACUGCAGCUUCUGUGAGAAAAAGUACUCAGAUGUGAAGAACUUGCUGAAACAUAUAGAGAAACGGCAUAACUUGAAAGACGCUUCGGUGUACCAGAGCUACCAGCAGCUGAGGUUAAAGACUCGUCAGGGCCUCAGACAGCUCUUGUACCACUGCCCCACCUGUAACCGACGCUUCAAGAACCAGCUCGAGCGGGAGCGCCACCUGUUGGUCCAUGGGCCUCAACGCCCCUUCGCCUGCCUGCUCUGUGACCACGCUGCAACCAAGAUGGAAGCCCUCUCCGCUCACGUCAGGAAACACCUCUUCCUUUACGUGUGCUGCGUGUGUGACGGGAAGUUUGUCAGCUCUCAGAGACUGAAGAGUCACCUGAAAGAGUCUCACCCUGAGCUGGACCAGGAGCAGGCCUUCACCGACUGCAUCAAUAACAGCUACUACCUGAUACAGCCUGGAGGAGGCAUGUGGGGGGAUGAGGAGAGGGCGGACUCAGGGAGAGGGAUGAACGAGGAGCAAAGGACAGAGCAGGAGGGUGAAGAUGGGACGAUGAGACAGGGGGGUGGAAUGAACGGCGUCCGAGGGGAGGAGUGGCCAGAUGGGGAAGUGGAGCAGCUAGAAGUAGCAGUGAGGGAGGUGGUGGAGCAGGAAGAGAGGGAAGAAGCAAAAAUUCAGAGUGGAAUUGCAGAGGAGGUGCAGGUGACAGAAUUAGAGACAGGAAAAGAAGGAGAAAUAGAAAAUGGAGGUGUGCAGAAAGAUUCCCAAGGAGUGAUUUCUGAAGAAACCACUGACAGACAGGAUGAAGCAACAGCUGGGGAGCCAUCACAGGCCAACACAACGGACUCAUGUACCCCGAUAGCUCAAAAUACAGGCAGACACGAACACAACACACAGACUUUUUUAUCACCUGAGAGCAUUCAUAUCUCUCUCCUGGAGGACAGGACUCAAAAAAACACACAUGUAGGAAAAAAAAUACAUACAACUUCAUCAUCAGGAAAUGCAGACGUACCUGGUUUGGGUGUACACAUACCUUUGUCAUCAUCAGCACCUUUAGGGGAAGAGGACCAAACUCCACAUUCAGAGAAGGAGUCAGAGAUUUUCCAUCAGAGUGCGUUCCAGCAGGUGUUUUCAUCUCUUCAGAAAACUCAGCUUAACAUGGAGACUUUCCAAAGGCUCAGGAAAAUUUAUGGAGACCUGGAAUGCCAAUACUGUGGUAAACUGUUCUGGUACAAAGUCCACUAUAACGUCCAUGUACGCACACACACCAAGGAGCACUUGCAUUACUGUACAAAGUGUAGCUACUCGUCCAUCACCAAAAGCUCUUUAAAGCGGCACCAGAUCCAGAAACACAGCGGCUUGCUGCUGCCUUGUUCUAAUCCUAGCUGUAAAUACACCACACCUGACAAAUACAAACUACAAGCUCAUCUGAGGACGCACCAGGAACAGGGGAAGACUGUGGCCUGUCCUGUCUGCAAGAACAGCUACCCAGAGCACAGACUGAAACACCACAUCAAAACAUCCCACCCUGAUACACUGCCUGUGCAGGGAAAAGGGCUGAUGGUGCAGCGUGCAGAGAAGUGCCCUUACUGUGACUCCUACUUCCUGAAGAACAGCAGUGAUUUUCAGCAGCACAUCUGGGCCCACCAAGGUCUGAAGCCAUACCUCUGUAAUGUGUGUGACUAUGCGGGUCGCAGUAGGAGCAACCUCAAGACUCAUAUGAACCGACACAACACAGAGAGACGUCAUCUCUGUGAUCUGUGCGGCAAAAAGUUCAAGUCUAAAGUCACGCUAAAAAGCCACAGACUGAGCCACACCAAUGAAGGGAAGCGGUUUCAGUGUUCGGAGUGUGACUUUACCUCAGUCUCUAAACCUUCCUUGCUCAGACAUAUGGAGCAACACGCUGAAUUUAAGCCUUUUCGCUGUGCCCACUGCCACUACUCCUGUAACAUCGCUGGUCCCCUGAAGCGACACUACAACUUGAAACACCCAGAUCAGAAAUAUGAGAAUGCCGGACCUGGACUGCCUAAUGCUGAUGCUCUGAAACAGCAAGGUGGAAUCAAGUGUCCUGAAUGUGAAUUUGUUUAUGGCACCAAGUGGGAGCUGAACCGCCACCUGAAGAGCAAACACAGCCUCAAAGUGGUAGAAGGCACCUGGGAGGUGGGUGAGGCAAUAGAGGCCCAGUAUGUGUCUGUGGAGGAUGAGGAGCAACUGACAGAAGCACCUGUAGCAGCUCUGCAUGACAACGUUAAUAUCCAGCAGAUCACUGAGUUCAGUUCAGAGGCCCAAGACGCCGUCACCUCCAUGGUCGCCAUGGCUCCAGGCACGGUUACUGUCGUACAGCAGUUGCAGGUGGCUGACGAGCAGGAAGUCAGUAACUGCAGCAACCAGCUGAUGGUGGUGAACGCAGAGGGGGGUCUGACUGGUGACCAGGUGAUGGUGGUGGAGGAUGCACAUGGCCUCGAGGCUCUGACAGUCCUUACUCAGGGAGAAAACGCUCACCACUAUAUUGUCUACGUUCAGGAACACACAGUAGAAAUCAACUAGUAAUGCUCUCAUUUUAACAUAAACCCAUCAGCGCUGAGUGGAUCAGUGAGUGCCAGUAGAUCAGUUUACAAAAUAAGAGUAAGAUAAAAUUUACUAAUAGCAAUAAAAUCAUGAUAUAGUGAAUGUUUCCUAAUCAUUAUUAAGAAUUUUCUUCAUUAGACUUAUUUUUUCAGUCACUUGGUAAUUAUAAAAACAGUAAGUGUAUUACUUUGUUUUGUGAUUAUGUGACAUAUUUUGUACUUACAAAGUAUAUUUAAAUAAAAUUUCUGUCCUGCACUGUUUGA
Lates calcarifer (barramundi perch) is the source of this 4214-nucleotide messenger RNA. Its product is annotated as zinc finger protein ZFAT. The record is from RefSeq and is a predicted model, not a curated record. Gene Ontology annotation, cellular component: nucleus. The transcript has 24 exons. The coding region runs from base 178 to 3930 and encodes 1250 amino acids. NCBI's taxonomy places the organism in Eukaryota, Metazoa, Chordata, Actinopteri, Centropomidae. Gene Ontology annotation, biological process: regulation of gene expression.